UCAAUGAAGAUGUUGUUUAUACCUUGUCUUCUAGUCUUGUUCUUUGCAAGUCCACUUCUUUCUGAUCCUUGUCCUCAAGUCUGCAUUUGCGACAAUAUCAAAACUUUUGUAACCUGUGCCAAUAAGAACCUAACAGAGAUACCAUCCACUAUCCCACAGUACACACAGAAACUCAUACUUCAAAAAAAUGAACUAAAGGUAAUUCCUACAGGAGCAUUUCUUUCAACUCCAUACCUAACUCAUCUCAGUCUUCAGAAUUGCAGUAUUGAAACAAUAGAGGAAGGGGCAUUCAGAAGCCUUGGACGUCUAAGGUACCUUAAUCUUGGCUCCAAUCGCAUAAGCUUUAUACACCAGGAGUCCUUUGAUGGACUUUCAUCUCUCGAGCAUCUAAUACUGGAGAAGAAUCGAAUUGAGGAGAUAAAGCCAGGAGCAUUUAGUCAAUUAGGAUUUCUAAACUUUCUGAAUCUCGAAGACAAUUUCUUGGUCUACCUGCCAGAUAUGGUCUUUCAGGGACUGCUGCAGCUUAAAUGGCUGCGUCUUUCAAAAAACAUGAUUAGCAUUGUGUCAACUGAAACAUUUGCAGUGCUUCCAAAUCUGAAAAGGCUAAGUCUAGACCACAAUGAACUGCAGUAUCUACCAUCCGAAGCACUUUCAAGACUGUCUGGUCUUACUAGGCUAGAGCUGGGGUGGAAUCCAAUGACUUUCAUUUUGGAGGAAGCUGUCCAAAUGGCAUCUCUAAAACAGCUCAUCCUCAAUAACAUGGCAUUGCAGGAAGUGUCUUACAAGGCAUUUGAAAAAAGCAAACAACUCUCCUUUAUUGACAUGAGUAACAAUCAGAUCAGAUCGAUUCAACCACUGGCUGGAGUGGAACACCUGAAAAGUCUAAACUUGACAGGAAACACAAUCAUCUGUGAUUGCUUUUUGAGACCCUUUAAAGAAUGGGCUGAUUUAUUAAGAUUAAAAGUUGAUCUAUUUUGCUUUGGUCCUAGACAUUUUCUUGGAGAUCACUUGGAUUCUCUCAGAGCUAUCGAUCUGAAAUGUGGAAAUUUCCCAGAAGAUCUUUCUAAGAUAUUAGUGGUCACAGAAAUACCAGAAAUGGAAAAUGCAUGCCCACAGAGCUGUGAUUGCAAAACUGAUGCCAAACAUGCUAUUUGUGAGAAUAAAUCAUUACAGAAGAUUCCAAAAGGUUUCCAUGUGGACACAACACUCAUUGAUCUACGCAGAAAUUCAUUCAACUCUGUUCCUAAAGGAGCUUUCUUGGAUAUGAAAAAUGUAGCAUCACUGCACCUACAAAACUGUGAGAUUAAUGACAUACAGCCAGGAGCAUUUAUGGGAAUGACAAAUUUGGUUUAUCUCUACUUAUCAUAUAAUAAGAUUUUCUCAUUAAAUGCAGAAAUCUUUCAAGGGGCUACAAAAAUUGGCUAUCUUUUCCUUGACCACAACAGGUUUACUAAUAUUCCAAAAGAAGUAUUUAGGCUUCUUCCAAACCUCUUUUCACUGCAUAUGCAGUAUAACUCAAUUAACUCACUGUCUAGCAACAAUUUGGCUGGGGCACAAAAGCUUCACUGGUUAUAUCUAACAGGAAAUAAAAUUAACUCUAUUGCACCAACAGCUUUUCGAAAUGUGAAAGAUCUAGAAAAACUCUAUCUUGAUAACAAUAUACUAUCAGAGGUACCAACCCAAGCUCUUAAAGGAAUGCAUAAAUUAAUAGAGUUAAGGUUGUCCAAGAAUUCCAUCAACAGCAUUGGAAAUGGUGCAUUCUUGACAGUAUCUCAGUCAAUGCAGCAUCUAUAUCUGAACGACAUGAGACUGCAACAGAUUUCUAGUGGUGCAUUUUCAGGCCUUGGCAAAAAUAUGAAGAGUCUUUAUCUGGAAAACAACAACCUGAAGAAUCUUCCUAGCAUGAAAAACUUCAAUAGACUUGAAGUAAUUAACCUGGCUAACAAUCCAUUUAACUGUGACUGCCAAUUGGUCCAUCUCCAUAGGUGGAUCAGCACUCUGAAUCUAAGGGUGGGGGCCACCUGUGCAACUCCUAAGAAUCUAAAAGGCCAUAAUGUCAGAAAUGCAAAAUUCAUUUUCUGUCCUGGAGGGGACAGUAAUAAAAACAGGAAUAAGAGAAAGAUAUCUACUAUCUCCAUCAGUAAGAAGAAUAAAGCCAGGAAACAGGAAUGAUGACAAAUUUAAAAGGUUGUGUCAAUUUAAGAAAAAA
Messenger RNA from Bufo bufo (common toad), 2209 nucleotides. RefSeq names its product chondroadherin like (gene CHADL). Gene Ontology annotation, cellular component: extracellular matrix. Bases 4 to 2172 code for a protein of 722 amino acids. The record is from RefSeq and is a predicted model, not a curated record. Lineage: Eukaryota; Metazoa; Chordata; Amphibia; Anura; Bufonidae. The transcript is spliced from 4 exons. Gene Ontology annotation, molecular function: protein binding.